Molecule: messenger RNA, 4616 nt
Organism: Cylicocyclus nassatus
Lineage: Eukaryota; Metazoa; Nematoda; Chromadorea; Rhabditida; Strongylidae
Source: the annotation of a GenBank genome assembly
UGCAGUGGGCAUAAAGCCUAGAACGGCCGUCAAAGAUGGUGGUGGCCGUCCCUGGGCGGAAGACGACGGUAGCCGGUCCGGCACCAACCACCUUCCGCAGCUUCAACAAGCAUCACAUGGAUUUCGCGAAAAUCUACCUGGCCAUGCAGAAAGGACACAAAGUAUGCAAGAUCAACGUGCUGAAAAAGUGGGAUCCAGCAUAUAAGAUGUUGACGUUAAACAUGGAGACACGACAACUGUUCCUGACCAAACUGGAGCAGACAGCUGUACGCAGCAAGCCGACUUUGCUCGAUCUUCGGCAUGUGCGUGAAGUCCAAACUUUGGAUUACAAGCUCUCUGCUAUUCAAAUAGGUGACAAAUGGAAGAAAGAUAGGGAAAUCCAGAAUUUUGACCCGCUCAAGAUUCUUGUGAUCUCCUACGGAACACAGUUUACGCUCAAAGAAUGGACUCUAUUGUUCGAAUCCGCGGAUGCAUGCCGCAUGUGGAACGAAGGAGUUCACAAUCUGAUGCUCGACACACGGGAUCGCUUCUCUUCAAGUCAUUCCGCUCGAAUCGAGCGAUUUAUCGCUAAACACUUCUACAAUCUUGUCACUCCUGGGACUGAGUUUGUGGCAAGAAAGCAUAUGAAGCCAUUUGUACAAACCUCCCUACAGUACAAAGUUUCCUCACGGCAGCUUCAAGAAGUCACUGAGGAUCAAAUGAAUCUCUUACAAUUUACAAAAGCCACGAAAAAUUUUAUACAUUCGCAUACGCUUUUUACAUCGAGAUUUGCUGAACUAUCUCAAGACGGCACCACCGUCACUUUUGAUGGGUUCAUGCGGUUUCUUGAAACUAUGCAAAGGGAUGAUAUGAUUUCAAAUCGAGCACGGGUUAUAGACUUUUUAAAACGAUUUCUCAACAUAGACGAGUAUCUCAACGAAGUGUUACCUGAAGAACCUUCGCUUUCUGUCAUGGAGUUCUGUGAUUUCCUCUUCUCGCGCGAAAACUCAAUUUGGGAUUCAAUGAACGAGAAGGUCAUUCAUGAUAUGACCAGGCCUCUCUCGCACUAUUGGAUAGCUAGUAGUCACAACACGUAUUUGACGGGAGAUCAACUGCGUUCAGAGUCGUCCCUAGAUUCAUACGCUCAAGCUCUCCUCUUAGGCUGCCGAUGUAUAGAGUUGGACUGCUGGGAUGGACAACGUAAGCCCAACUCUCAAGAGUUUCAGGAUAUUGUCAUCUAUCAUGGCUACACAAUGACUUCGAAGCUUUUGCUUCGGGAUGUGCUCUACGUUAUCAAACAUUACGCAUUUCUAACUAGCGUUUAUCCUGUGAUUCUUUCGAUCGAGGAUAAUUGCUCAGUUCCGGCUCAGCGGUUGUUAGCACAAGAAGUUAAGGAAAUUCUAGGGGACGAUCUGCUUACCCAGCCGAUUAGUGCAUCCGAAACAGAACUGCCAUCCCCAGCUGCACUCAAGAAAAAGAUCAUUCUCAAGCAUAAGAAGUUGCCGAUUGAAAGCGAGGAUUUGGCCACCUUUGUGAGCGCUAGCACCGAUGAAUUCCAGGACACGGAUAUUCUGGCGAGAGAAUGUAUAAAGAAAGGUGUUCUAUCGCUUUUUGACAGCGUCAAGCACGAGUGGAACUCGCAUGUCUUCAUCCUCUUUCCUGACCGGUUAUGCUAUCUUUUACAAGACUGCGAUGAGACUACGAUGAAGGACGAUACCAUCAGCAUGAUAGGUGACGACGAUAGAGAGGAAGAAAAUCCAGUAGGUUUUGGCGUACGUCCGGAAGAACAGCAUAUAACUGAAGAGUGGUUCCAUGGACAUUGUGAACGCGAUGAAGCCAAAGAGCGCAUUCUUCAACAUAAAGACAAAGGAAAUGGCCUUUUUAUGAUUCGCGAUUCCAACCUCUUCAUCGGCGAUUAUUCACUCACCAUCCUACAUGAUGGGAAAGUGCAUCACGUGCGCAUCAAGACAAGGAUCAUCGAUAAAGAGAAGAAAUACUAUUUCAUGGAUAAUAAAGUUUGUGAUACACUGUACGAGCUCGUGUCAUAUUAUACUAGGCACUAUUUGACCACUCCCACGUUCAAAAUGGUACUCACCACUCCCUGUCCGCAGCCUCAGCCUCACCUGGAUCAGCCGUGGUUCUCCACCACGGCUGACAAGGAAAAAGCGGAAGCUCUCCUGAGUCAAGUCCCAGAAGAUGGAGCAUUCCUCUUGCGGUAUUCCAGCAGUGACAAGAGCGUCUUCGUGUUGUCCAUAAGAGUAGACGGCGAAAUUUGGCAUUAUCGCCUGAAACGUGAUGGACGUAUUUUUGUCGUGAACCAAACAGUAUUCGAGAAUCUCAACCAAAUUGUUGAGUAUUAUCGUUCCCGAGAGUUUGUGCGCGGGAUAUCUUUGAGGUUCCCGGUAAACGAAAAAGAGAUCCCUUCAAUCCCUGCACAUCUAGAAAUAGCCCGAGGAAGUUACCAGGAACUAUCACAACUAGAGGAGAAGGUAAUGGCCCGCGCUUUACGACCUUACCGAGGCAACGGAGAUGAUGACCUCUCUUUCCCUGCUAAUGCUAUCAUUACCGUACUUCGCAAGGAAGAAGCACUGUGGACAGGUCGCUAUGGUUCGUCGGUUGGUUGGUUCCCUGCGUCAUAUGUGCAAGAGAUUCUGCCUGAGAAAACUACCCCUACUGGAGUCGCGAGCAACUACAACACCAUAGAACUGGCUGGAACAGUGAUCGAACGGGUGACUGAUGCUGAGAAGCAGCACGUCAUCAAAAUAUCCCAUAGUGCACAACAGUGGAGCGGACAGCAAUGGUUGCUUGCGGCUCGAUCCCUGGAAGAGGCCGACGAUUGGCAAAAUCAACUAUGGGACCUCACUCGCUCUGUGAAUGACAAAAUCAGCGUUUUGCGGAUAAAGGAAAAGAGCGCUAGGAUUGCAGCGGAGUUAUCUAAUUUGGUGGUGUAUUGCCAGGCAGUCCCUUUCGAUCCAACCCAUGUCCAAACGGGAUCAUUUUACGAGAUGUGUUCAUUCGUGGAGAACAAAUUAGAGAGAUUGAUUGAGAAGGGCUUGGUCUCAUUCAACAUUCGACAGCUUUCACGGGUUUAUCCACAUGGUUCUCGCAUCACUUCCGCGAACUAUAAUCCGGUACCCAUGUGGAAUGCGGGUUGUCAUAUGGUAGCUCUAAACUAUCAGACGGGUGACAAACCAAUGCAGUUGAAUCAGGGUAAAUUCAUGGGUAAUGGAAGGUGUGGAUAUGUCUUGAAACCGGAAUACAUGAUCGAUCAGGAUUUUGAUCCUGCACAUGGUGAAGCGGUCACUAGAUCCUGCCCAGUGCGGCUGACAGUGCAGGUGAUCGCAGGACGACAUCUGUCACGACGUGAUAAACACAAGGGAAUAUGUUCGCCAUUUGUGGAAGUGGAGAUCAUCGGACUGCCAUGUGACGAGAAACUUUUCAAAACUAGGACUAUCGCAUCGAAUGGUCUUAACCCAACUUGGAAUCAAACAGCCGUAUUCGACAUUAUGUGUCCCGAGAUGGCUUUGCUACGAUUUCAUGUUGAGGAUGGAGAUUUCGUUGGUCCUAAGACUGACCCGUUCAUUGGGCAGGCUGUUUUUCCUCUGGACUGCAUCAGAUGUGGAUUUCGUUCUGUCCCACUUCUUAACCAGUUCAGUGAAGAGUUGGAGCUGUCUGCUCUGCUAGUCGACGUUCAGAUGAUCAAAAUUGAUGACUCGACGUUGAUUCGGUCAGCGCAUACUGUUCUGCAGUCCAGCCGAAUGGCACCACUAUUACGUUCGAAAGAUCGCAAACUGCGUUCGUUUGACUCGCUGUCCUCUCCCACAGGGCUGACGACAUCUGCAUCCGCACCAAGGGAGGUCGCAUCUCGAGCUGGAACCUCGCUUGAUUCACCGACCCCUGCUAGCACUAUAGCUAGUCGGAAAUUUUCCGCGUUCCAGUCACAGGACAGCAUGGACAGUGCAGAUUCCAUGUCUCCGUCUCAAAACGGCACUGUAUCCUCGGAGAAGGACAAAAGGCGCGGAAAGUGGAGCUUUCCAGUGUUUCGAUUCAAAAGUAAAGAUAAGGAACAAAACUCCUCGCAGCAGAGCUCUAGUAAUGUCAGCAUCAAGUCGAUAGAUCACUUUUAAGCACAUAUCAAUGUAAAUUAUCUUGUUACAUAGUAUCACUUUACUCCCUUUGGAAAAAGCUUAUCGCUCUCUAUUUUUUCCGAGACUUUAGUGCCUUCAUUUCUGGUCAGCAAUGUUCUAGUCAUUCUGCUUGAGAGCAUCACUAUGUUUUUCUUUCGCUUGUCUUGUUUUGAUGCUUUGAUUGAAUCGUUUUUUGUUUCAGAUAAUUUCCCCGAAAAUCCAGCAUGGGUGCUUAUUUUUACGUUCAUUUCUGUUUUUUUUUUGUUAGCUGGACUACUUACAUAUCUGUCUGAACAGUAUUUACCUGAUGAAUUUCAAGGCCAUCGCAAUAGCCAUUUUUGCACUCUUAGCCAUAGUUGCUUUAAUCAAAUACAAUCUCAUUUCAAACGAAUUCCAUUGUAUGUUGUAAUUUCUCAUCCUAUUUGUCAUCAAUUGUGAUUUUCAUGCCUUUCUUACUUGAAAUAGUGGUAGGUAAGAUAAAGAUUUGACAGUAAAAUGGAUAUCGCACAA